Messenger RNA from Lycium ferocissimum, 1654 nucleotides. RefSeq lists its product as uncharacterized. Gene Ontology annotation, molecular function: zinc ion binding. The transcript has 2 exons. NCBI's taxonomy places the organism in Eukaryota, Viridiplantae, Streptophyta, Magnoliopsida, Solanales, Solanaceae. The record is from RefSeq and is a predicted model, not a curated record. The coding region runs from base 736 to 1416 and encodes 226 amino acids.
GAACCAUAUGACUCUCUUUUACGUUCUUGUUUUUUCCUCCUCAAACACUGCUCAUCACUUUCCAUAUAAUUGUUGAACUAAAACAUUUUCACCUCUCUUUCCUUUCUUUUUUGCUUUGCUGCUAAAUUUUAGAAAAUGGGGUGUUAAUGUGUCACCUAAUCCAUCACUCAACUUCCUUAUUUUUUCUUAUUAAUAGAGCUACAAGUGAGGCAUUGGGGCCUUAACUCAUGCAACACUAAAAGGGUAUUAAAAAAUUACAUCUUGGGAGUUGAAAUCCUUCAAAGUUUCAAUUUUUAUGGUUUUAAAAAGUGUUUUCUUGGUUAUGGGUUGUUGAAAUGGGAAGAGAAUUGAAUCUUUGAAGUUGAAAUCUUUCAACGUUUCAAUAUUUAAGAUUUUUUUUUGCUAUGGGUUUGUUAAAAUGGGGAGAAAAUUGAAUUUUGGAAGUUGAAACCUUUCAAAGUUUUGAUUUUUUAGGUUCUUUUUGCUUAUUGGUUGUCAAAAUGGGAGAGAAUUGAAUCUUGGAAGUGGAAAUACCUUCAAAGUUUUGAUUUUUAGGAUUUUUUUGCUUUUGGGUUGUUAAAAUGGGGAGAGAAUUGAAUCUUGGAAGUUGAAACCCUUCAAAGUUUUGAUUUUUAAGGUUUUUUUUGCUAUGGGGUUGUUAAAAUGGGGAGAGAAUUGAAUCUUGGAAGUUGAAAUCCUUCAAAGUUUUAGUUUUCUUGAUUUGGGUUGUUGAAAAUGGCAAGUGUAGAUGUGUCUCAUGUUGAUUUAGAGGCUGGUACCAGUGGUAGCAGUGAAGAGGGUAGUGUUUGUUUCUCUGAUGCUGAUGAAGGUUCUUGUUAUUCUCAGUUUUAUUCAACAGCUGAUGGUUCAAAUUAUGAUGAUUAUAGUUUUGCUUGUGCUACUGAGUCUGAGAUUGGUGAAGCUAUGGUGGAGUCUAGAAGAGUUUCAUCUGUAGCUGAGUCUGAUAGAUCAGUGGAUUUAGAAAAUGGAAAUGGUGAAACAAAGUUGCAUGUUGGGAAAAUUAUUGAAAGAGAUUGUAGGAUUUGUCAUUUGAGUUUGUUGAGUUCUGAUACUCCUGAAUCUGGUGUUGCCAUUGAAUUAGGAUGUUCCUGUAAAGAUGAUUUGGCUGCUACACAUAGGCAUUGUGCUGAGGCAUGGUUCAAAAUCAAAGGAAAUAAGACUUGUGAAAUAUGCAAUUCCAUCGCACGCAACGUUGUUGGUCCAAAUGAUAUUGAGUCAGCACAGCAAACUAAUGAAUCAAGCGCGGUGGCUACAAGUGCAGUGUCUGCACCGGUAUCAGCAACUUCAGAAGCUCGAACUUGUUUGAAUGGUCAUCGGUUCUUGAAUUUCCUCUUAGCUUGUAUGGUAUUCGCGUUUGUCAUCUCUUGGCUCUUCCACUUUAACAUCCCAUCGUAGGGAGUAGUAUAGGAAAGAGUUCACGUGCCAUGAAAUUCGAAGGCAGUUAAAGGCUUAUGGUGGUAAAAAGAAAUGUUUAACACGUUUUUUCGCACUAGCUUUGGGAAUGUAUCUACCUACCGGGCAAUAUUUCAUCUGCCUACACCUUAGAUCUAGAAAUCAAUUUGUAAGUGUGUCAUCGUCGAUUUAUUAACUAAUAUUGCCCUUUGAUAUUAUGAAAAUGCCAGCAUUUGUUUUA